Molecule: messenger RNA, 4959 nt
Organism: Lates calcarifer (barramundi perch)
Lineage: Eukaryota; Metazoa; Chordata; Actinopteri; Centropomidae
Gene: vps54
Product: VPS54 subunit of GARP complex
Exons: 23
Coding region: 185-3148 (987 amino acids)
Biological process (GO): retrograde transport, endosome to Golgi; Golgi to vacuole transport
Cellular component (GO): GARP complex
Molecular function (GO): syntaxin binding
Source: RefSeq, a predicted model, not a curated record
ACCGCCGCCUCCUCCUCCCCUCCCGCCCCCUGCAGUGAGUGCAUACUGGUCAGUGUACCGGUGGUAUCCGCCGCCGUUGUUCCACUCCCGACUCCUCCCGUGCUCCUGUGAUGGUGAAGAGGCGAAACACCGGCUGCUGUGCUUCACACGACAGGUAGCCUCCUAGGAGGCGAGUCCCGAUGCCAUGGCCUCCAGCCACAGCUCCUCCCCAGUGCCUCGUCCCGGUGGUGGAGGCCGAGAUGGGAUCUAUCGCAAGGAUCGGGAUCCCUCCCCCCAUCGCUGCUGGCCCGUCCGCUCCCUGCCUGACGUCUGUCCCAAGGAGCCAACUGGUGAGGGGCGGGGCCUGUGUGACGGCCCGUCCGUGGUGGCGGAGCACGACAGGUGGACGGUGUACAGCUCGAAGGUGAACCUCCCCGCCGCGCUGAACGACCCCCGGCUCGCCAAGCGGGAGUCCGACUUCUUCACCAAGACGUGGGGCCUGGACUUCGCAGAGACUGAGGUGAUGCCCUCCUUCUACCUCCCCGUCGUCACCAGGGAACACUUCGGGCCCUACCUGCAGGAGACGGCUCAGAGGGAAAAAAUCCACGAACGCUGCAAGACGAUCUGUCCCAACAAAGACGACGUGGACGCCGUCUCCAGUAUCACCACCAACCACGACAAAUCCAGAGCUGAGCUGGAACAAGUCCCAAAGAUCUUCAUGAAGCCUGACUUUGCUCUGGAGGACCCGGCCACCUUCAACACCGUCCUGCCCUGGUCGCACUUCAACAGCGCUGGAGGGAAGAGCAGCAGAGACGUGGCCUCCUCCAAACUGCUGCAGGAGAAGUUGAGUCACUACCUGGACGUGGUGGAGGUGAGCAUCGCCCGGCAGAUCUCCCUGCGCUCUGAGGCCUUUUUCCACGCCAUGUCCUCACAGCACGAGCUCCAGGACCAGCUGCAGGAGACGCAGCGGGCCGUCGCCGUCCUGCGGGGACGGACCGCCGCCAUGGACCGAGUCAUGUGCCAGGGGCCUCUGCGGGCCCUGCGCACCGCUCUGACCCGCAACAACUGCGUGAAGCUGCACAACAAACUGAAGCUGAUGGCGGCCGUGCAUCAGACGCAGCCCACCGUGCAGCUGCUGCUCUCCACCUCCGAGUUCGUCGGAGCGCUGGAGCUCAUCGCCACCACCAAGGAGGUGCUGCAGCAGGAGCUGCAGGGAAUCCACAGCUUCAGACAUCUGGGCUCCCAGCUGUGCGAGCUGGAGAAGCUGAUCGAUAAGAUGAUGGUGGAGGACUUCAGCAUGUACGCCCGGAGCGACCUGAACCGCUGCCUGAGGGACGAGCCGCAGGUCCUGGAGAAGGAGCGUCUGGAGUCGCUGGUGUUCGGCCUGCUGAGACAGAGGAAGCUGGACUUUCUGGAUAUUUACAGCGAUGAGAUGAUCUUGGCCGCUAAGGCCAUCGUCACUCAGUGUGUGGCAGAUAGUGUUUUGCAAAUAGAAGAAAUCGACACUGAUGUCGUCACCAAGCUAGCUGACCAGAUGCGUCUGAUGACGUUCCCUCAGUGGUUUGAGCUGCUGAAAAACGUCUUUGAAAGUUUCCUUCUCUACCUGCAAAGAAUCAAGGCCACCCUGAGCGUGAUCAGAAACGUGGUUCUGGAAGUUCUGGACUCAAGCCAGAGGAACCAGCUCCUAGAAGAGGCAAGUUCAGGAGCUUCAGGCCAGGAGUCCUCGCAGGGCCCGUCACUCCUGGAGGGGGAGGCCGAGCUGGCCUACCUCACCCAUGAGGGUCUGUUCAUCAGCGACGCUUUGAACGACGCCCAGCAGCAGCAGCAGCAGGUGGUGGCCCAGGAUCAGAGCUCUGUGAUAGGCUCCAGGAUCCAGCAGGGCCGGACGGAGGCACCUGGCAAUGACUUGGCCUCUGGGCCGCAGAGACCUACGUCAGCCGAGAGCAGAGCUUCAUGUAUUGUGUUUGCGUUCAGGUCCGGUGAGAACAUGAUGCCCACUGAGCUGGAGAUGAACCGUGUGAUCAACAACAUCCAGGAGCUGAUGUACACGGCCUCAGACGUCAGCCACGACCGCUGCGUCAAAGUCCUAACGGCCAGAGCUAAAGACGGAUCUCUGGAGCGUUUGAGCUCAGCGGAGUUCGUGUGCCUCUCCCAGGCGGUGGAGGCUUUUGUCAGGGACACGGAGGAGCUAUGCGGCAGGCGCAGCGUCUCCCUGAGGGGGGCGCUGCAGAGCCAGGCCAACCGCUUUGUCCACCGCUUCCAUGAAGAACGAAAGACCAAACUCAGCCUCCUCCUGGAUAACGAGCGCUGGAAGCAGGCGGAGGUUCCUGCCGAGUUUCAGGAUCUCGUCAACUCCAUCGCUGACGGCAGAAUAACACUACCAGAGCGCAAAACUCCAGGUCCAGAUGACAGGAAGCCCACCGAGUUUCUGCUCGUCAAUGGGCAGAAAUACGCUGUCGUUGGGACGGUUCUGCUGCUGAUCCGGAUCUUUCUGGAAUACUGUCAGUGCGUCAACGACAUCCCAUCCAUCGCCACCGACAUGCUGACACGUCUGUCGGACCUCCUUAAGCACUUCAACUCUCGGAGCUGCCAGCUGGUUCUGGGAGCCGGGGCGCUGCAGGUCGUCGGCCUCAAGACCAUCACCACCAAAAACCUCGCGUUAGCUUCCCGCUGCCUGCAGCUGGUGGUUCACUACAUUCCCAUCAUCCGAGCUCACUUCGAAACCAAACUGCAGCCCAAACAGUUCAGCGUCCUCAGACACUUCGACCACAUCACCAAGGACUACAAUGAUCACAUAGCUGAGAUCUCAGCCAAGUUGGUGGCCAUCAUGGACAGUCUGUUUGAGAAGGUUCUAUCGAAGUACGAGGUGAAGGCUCCGAUGCCGUCGGCCUGCUUCAGAAACGUCUGUAAACAGAUGGCGAAGAUGCAUGAAGCCAUUUAUGAACUCUUACCUGAGGAACAGACUCAGAUGUUGUUUCUGAGGAUAAACGCCAGUUUUAAAAUGCACCUGAAGAGGCAGCUGGCUCGACUCGGGGUCGUUAAUGACGGAGGACCGCAGCACGGGUUGGUGGUGGUGGACGUCGCCUUCUACACAGAGAACGUCCAGGCGCUGAAGAGCCUCGAGCGGCUCGACCUGAACAUGGCUGAGAUCUGGGAGCAGAAGAGGUGAUGGAGAGGACGGAGUCUGGACCGGUCCAGGACCGACUCGACCGACCGACUCGGCGGCAACGACACAGGGGGCUGACCCCGGGGGCCCGACGGCGGCCGGCUGAGGGCGGAGGAGGCCCGGAGGGACCAAAAACCACAAAACUGGAGAAGGAGAGCAGCAACACACCCGGGGCUUUCUGCUGAACAGCUCCACCUUAACAGACUUAAUCAAGUAACAAACAGAGCCUCCUUAAAAACUGCUGCCACCUCAUGUCACUGUGUGCAAUUCAACAGGAAUACUAGUAAAUUAUUAGAGACAGUUUUAGUGGGAGCGCAGGCUGUAGAUAAUGUUUCAGAAAUGGCGGGGUAAUUUAUUUUUCUGUCGUCUUGAGAACAGUCGAUACCGUGGCUGACUCUUUUCUCCAGCGGGUUGCGUCGUCGGAGCCGAAGGAAAUUUUUAACAUCGACAAACGCUGAACUUUUCUGCCGAGGAUUCAAGAGGAAAAAACGAUGUUUCCUCACGGUGUUUCCAAACCUCAUCCAGCCGCUGGUUUCUGCUUCACUCACUGUGGCGACGGCUUGAAACUGGAUUCUUACAUUUUUAUACAGAAAACAAGAAUAUUCUCCAGACUUUUGUUCAAGGCCUGGAAAUCCAGGAAAAACCCCUGACGAAGCAGGAGCCGACAGAAAGCUGCAGCCGAGGAGUUAAAGCCCUGAAAUAUUUAGACAAACACAAUCUGUGAACGCAUCACAACUCUCAGCUACAUCCUGUCGUUACCAAAGUAAAACAGUUUCUAAUUCAGGAAAUCAGCUCCUCCGCUGCAUCUCUGUCCCUUUAAACAAUCCAAUCAUGCAUUAAGUGAUGAUCCAGAGACGAAGCUAAAGAUGUAAUUUUUUUUUUUAUUAAAUAAAUGUCGAGGAGUUUGACUGCAGAACAUGAAGCAUGAAUAUCAGCUGUUAAACUACUGUUCUCCCUCCUACUGUACUUUGAUUUAACCUGCAUGAGCUUUUUGUUUCCUCCAAGGCUGAAACGACACAGGACGGAACAGAAAAUCAGAUUUAUUUAUUUUAUUUUUUAAAUGUGUAAACUGGAUGAUUCGUCCUCUGAGAAAAUCAGUCAAAGCUGUUAAUCACUCAUUAGAUUCUGGGCUUAUCGAGCGUGAAACCACCUCCUGAGUCAGUGGCGAUCACCUGUUUCUGCCACACCUGGUGCCAAAGUGCAGCAGAAAUUUAGAUUUUCUGUUCCUGUGUGACGUUCGGCUCCAACCAGACAAAACUAAACUGUCCAGCUGUGGUCACAUCACCUCCACCUCGGUCCCUGAACUAACACUACACACUGAGGUUAUUUUUAAAGAUGCAUCGAACUGCUUCUUUAAUCAUCUGAAGCAGGUUUAUUGUAGAGAAAAGAUGCGACACAAUUAACUCAAAUUACCACAACAAUGGCCGCUCUCUGUGUCUGCACUUUAAGGACAGACCUGCUCGGAUUAAUCCUGGUCUUUUGGGGGUUUUUUAGUCGCAGUAAGUCGGAGAGUCGAGGUUCGAUGUGACCGCAGCUUCAGUUUCCUGUCAGAGAACAAAAAGCAUCAACUAUCAUCACUGUCCGCUUCAGAAGUGCCUACUUUUGAUCGACCUGUCAGAGACGACACAUCUGAGCUCUCCACUACAGUGUGCCUACCAUACCACUGUGUGUGUGUGUGAGUGAAUGAAUGAGUGAGCGAGCGAACGAGUCGACCCUCUCUCUUUGUUGGGUGUGAACGAGUCGAGCAGCAUGUCUGAGAACCCAAACUGUCUUGAAUCCUUCAAACCUGCUGUGAAUAAAACAGGAUGAUGGAG